CCGGCGGUGUAGAUUUAUAUAGACGCCAUAUUAAAUUUACUAAACUAAUGGAAAUUAAAUAUUUUUGCCUUUAAUAGCUUAUAAGGAAAAUAAAAUUUUGAAAUUUACCUCAAAUUAAAGGAAUUUAAUGGUUUUGAAAUUACCCACCAUAAAAUAAAUAUAUUAUGGCACAUCAAAAUCUUAUUGGUGAAGUUGAUAUAUCAAAUGCCCAAAUAAUUCAAGUUGUCGACAAUCCAGGCUCACAUUUAUCUCAUAUUAACACUGACUUACCAUAUGAUAACUUAGAUCAAUAUGAAAUUGUUGAUAAUACUGAAGAUCAAUAUGAAGAAGUAAUUUGUGAAGCAGAAGAUUCACAAAAUUUUUUAUUGCAACAACCAGAUGAUGAUGAUGAAACCAAUUUAGGAAUAAAUAGUAACGAUAUAGAUGAUGAAGAUGGUGAUAAUUUUUCAAGUACAAACUAUGUUAAAGCAGAGCCGAUAUUUGAUGCAACAGAUGAAAAUCCAUUUUAUGUUUACACAACUGAUCCGUCAUCGCUUGAUAAUAGAAUUUUAGUACAAAACAUUUCUGGACCAUCACUUUUGCAAACACAAUUACUACAACAACAGCAACAGAAUCAACAACAACUACAACAACAACAAUUGCAAUUAGCACGUACAAUUAAGUUAGAGGAUCAUGUGCAGCUUUUGCAGCAGGAUUCCAUUGAACUACCGAAUCAACUGGUCAUAAACGAAUCUGCGCAUCAUCAACAACGACAGGCCACCAAAACAAAACGUUGGGAACAGAAACAAGUACAAAUAAAAACAAUGGAUGGCGAGUUUAGUGUAACAAUGUGGUCAUCAACAACUUCGUCGCCUGAAGAUUGUGGUACUGGAGGAAUAGAAGAUACUGGUAUUGAAGAAGAGAAUUCCAAUAAUCAUUUAGAUUCUGAUUACUCAGAAUAUAUGGAUGGCGGUAGUAAUAGCAAUCACAAUAAUCCGGUGUUUCAAGAUACUGGCAGUACUUUAGUGGACAUAAAACCGACGGGCCUAAAUUUGAAUUUAUUAGAUCCUAAGCAAUUAAAUGAGCUUAUCAGAUCCAAUAAAAAAUUAAAAGCCGCGAUAAAUAAAAACAAUACCACAAGUGGAAUUAACACAAAACCAUCUGUUCCUAAUGAUUAUUAUGAAAGAACUGUAGCGUGUCCACACAAAGGUUGCAGUAAAAUGUUUCGUGAUAAUGCUUCUAUGCGAAAACAUCUACAUACACAUGGACCUCGUGUUCACGUAUGUGCUGAAUGUGGCAAAGCAUUUGUAGAAAGUUCAAAAUUGAAACGUCAUCAAUUGGUACACACGGGUGAAAAACCAUUUCAAUGUACAUUUGAAGGCUGUGGUAAACGUUUUUCAUUGGAUUUUAAUUUAAGAACGCACGUUCGAAUACAUACUGGCGAUCGACCUUAUGUUUGCCCGUUUGACGGAUGUAAUAAAAAAUUUGCACAAUCGACCAAUUUGAAAUCACAUAUUUUGACACACGCCAAAGCAAAAGCCAGAAGAAGUAGCGCAGCAAGUUCAGGUGGUAGUGGGAAUAUCACUGGGAGUACCGGAAUAACAAUAGGAGGAAACUUGUCAGAAAAUAAUUCAUACUUGGCCAGAAAUAACAUUGGGAACUUAACAGAAAUGAUGAUAAUUCCAAACGACGGUGGUUUUGUUGGUAAUUUUCACGAAAUUAUGGAUGGAGGAAAUUAAGUUUAUAUUUAAACAUUUUAGAAGUAAACAAAAAAUAUAAAAAAUAUAGUAUAAUCUUAUGUAUUUUUUUACAUCAGAAAAACUAGAAUUUAAAAAAUAAUAUAUUAUAUUAAGGAUAAAAUUUAAGUGUAGAAAUUACAUAUAUGGAUUUUUUUAAAAAUUUAAGAUAAUAUUAUAGAAUUAAAAAUCAAUAUUUUUAUACAUAGUCUGCUAAAGCAAAAACUGAAAAGAAAAUUCUAAUGUAAUAACUCUAAUUCGAAAAAAUCAGCCAAAAUUUCCAAAGAUCUCAAAAAUAAAAAAAAAAACAGGAAUAAAUAUUUCUGAAUGUAAUAACACAUUUUAAUUUUCGUUUAAAAAUUUUACAGAAUAUUUUUGAAAAAAAUUUUUAACAAUACAAUGUUGCAUUUUAACGAAAAUUUUCGAUGUUCGUUAUAUUGCUAAUUUUUUGAAUAUUAAAAAAAGUCAAAAUU
This is a messenger RNA of Condylostylus longicornis, 2188 nucleotides long. Its product is annotated as zinc finger and SCAN domain-containing protein 4-like. The coding region runs from base 165 to 1718 and encodes 517 amino acids. Gene Ontology annotation, molecular function: RNA polymerase II cis-regulatory region sequence-specific DNA binding; DNA-binding transcription factor activity, RNA polymerase II-specific. The record is from RefSeq and is a predicted model, not a curated record. Gene Ontology annotation, biological process: regulation of transcription by RNA polymerase II. NCBI's taxonomy places the organism in Eukaryota, Metazoa, Arthropoda, Insecta, Diptera, Dolichopodidae. Gene Ontology annotation, cellular component: PcG protein complex; transcription regulator complex. The transcript has 4 exons.